AUGGGUAGGAUAAAUUUGGUGUUAUUUUCACUUCUAUCAUGUGUAUCGACGUUCGUGACGGUCCACUGUGAAGAUCCUUACUUGUUCUUCACAUGGAAUGUUACAUAUGCCACCCUUUCUCCCUUGGGUGUACCCCAACAAGUUAUUCUCAUCAAUGGUCAGUUUCCAGGACCAAAAAUCAACUGCACUUCCAACAACAACAUCGUUGUUAAUGUGUUCAACAACCUCGACGAACCGUUUCUUUUUACAUGGAACGGUAUUCAGCAGAGGAAGAAUUCUUGGCAGGAAGGAACAUUGGGCACAACUUGUCCCAUUCCACCUGGUAAAAAUUUUACAUACCAUUUCCAGGUGAAGGAUCAGAUUGGAAGCUUCUUCUACCAUGCCACAACUGCGUUGCACCACGCUGCGGGGGCCUACGGCCCCAUCCAUGUCCAUAGCCGGGAUCUUAUUCCAGUUCCAUUCGAUCGGCCGGAGGAUGAGUACGACGUUCUGGUGGGUGACUGGUACACAAAAGGUCACUCUACAUUAAAGAGGUUACUUGACAGUGGGCGAACCCUUGCACGGGCCGAUGGUGUUCUGAUCAAUGGGAAGGCAGGUAGCACUAAAGGGGAAAAUGAACCGACGUUUACGAUGAUCCCUGGAAAGACUUAUAGAUACAGAUUCUGUAAUGUGGGGAUGAAGAACUCCAUUAAUGUUAGAAUUCAAGGUCAUACAAUGAAACUGGUGGAAAUUGAAGGAUCCCACACUGUCCAAAAUGUGUAUGAUUCCCUUGAUGUGCAUUUGGGGCAAUGCUAUUCAGUCCUAGUAACAGCUAAUCAAGAACCAAAGGCCUAUUAUCUUGUAGCUUCGACACGGUUCACGAAAACAGUGCUGACCUCGACUGCAACCAUUCGCUAUUCGGGUAGUACGGGCCCCGCCUCACCGGAGCUGCCCAAGGGCCCCGUUGGUUGGGCCUGGUCCCUUAACCAGUUCCGGCCAUUUAGGUGGAACCUGACAGCCAGUGCUGCUAGGCCUAAUCCUCAAGGCUCCUACCAUUAUGGCCAAAUCAGGGCCUGGUCCCUCAACCAGUUCCGGUCAUUUAGGUGGAACCUGACAGCCAGUGCUGCUAGGCCUAAUCCUCAAGGCUCCUACCAUUAUGGCCAAAUCAACAUUACGCGCACAAUCAAGCUAGUAAAUUCAGCCGGCAAGGUUGAUGGAAAGCUUCGUUAUGCCAUCAACGGAAUCUCCCACGAAAAUACCGAGACUCCAUUAAAGCUGGCCGAGUACUUCGGGGUUGCAGACAAAAUCUUCAAAUACGACCUACUUAAAGACGAACCACCCACAGAUACUGAACAGAUCAGCAUUGCACCCAAUGUGAUCAAUGCCACUUUCCGUAACUUUGUUGAGAUCAUAUUCGAGAACCACGAAAAGAGUGUUCAAUCAUGGCACUUGGCUGGAUAUGCAUUUUUUGCUGUUGCGAUUGAACCAGGAAAAUGGACACCAGAUAAAAGAAAGAACUACAAUCUUCUUGAUGCCGUAAGUAGAAACACAAUCCAAGUAUAUCCAAAAUCAUGGGCAGCGAUUAUGACAACACUGGACAAUGCGGGAAUGUGGAUCCUAAGAUCAAUGAUAUCAGAGAGGAAAUAUUUAGGCCAACAACUCUACAUCAGUGUCCUCUCACCUGCACGUUCCCUUCGGGAUGAAUAUAACAUCCCGGACAAUGAUCCUCUUUGUGGAAUCGUCAAGGAUCUGCCAAUGCCAAAACCAUAUACCGCAUGA
Molecule: messenger RNA, 1758 nt
Organism: Fraxinus pennsylvanica
Lineage: Eukaryota; Viridiplantae; Streptophyta; Magnoliopsida; Lamiales; Oleaceae
Source: the annotation of a GenBank genome assembly